AUGUCGUCUGAUGCUUGGUUGGCCUAUGUUUGUAACAGUAGCAUAGACAUUCACUCAGACAACCCCAAAGGGAAGCAUAGAAACAGUGUGCUUGCAGAGGCAGAAUCUGCCAUGAUUGAGGGCAUCAUUACUGGGCCAGAAGGACCAGCAGAUGUGAUGGAUGGUCGCACUGCAACAUCAGAACCCAACACAAAACCCGAGAAAAAUGCAGGUGAAUACUCCGGUACUCCGUCACUCCGACAGAAUUCCGCGAAUGCAAUCCCGUCCAUCAAAGCACGAAGAAAAGCGAGCCAAGGCAGGGCGCGGCUGACUAAUUUGGCACCGGACUAUCGUGUGGCCGAGCCGUCGACGGGCCAGGGGUGGGUCCGCGCCCGUGAAACAACGGAACAGAUCGUCUUGGCGGCUUGGCAGCUUAGUCACGCUGGGUCCGGCAAAUCACCGUUGCGUCGACGUCGAAAGGACGGACGAACAGACGCAGCCAAUUCCUGCACUGGACAUGGAUGGAUGGAUGGAUGGGGGAGCACGGAGGGUCUCUGCCUGGAGCCAGUCUUCCGGCCGGUACUGUCCUGUCGAUGUCGAAGUUCAAAGCAACAUUUUUAA
Molecule: messenger RNA, 600 nt
Organism: Coccidioides posadasii C735 delta SOWgp
Lineage: Eukaryota; Fungi; Ascomycota; Eurotiomycetes; Onygenales; Onygenaceae
Source: RefSeq, a predicted model, not a curated record